Molecule: messenger RNA, 6817 nt
Organism: Varroa destructor (honeybee mite)
Lineage: Eukaryota; Metazoa; Arthropoda; Arachnida; Mesostigmata; Varroidae
Source: RefSeq, a predicted model, not a curated record
GUUAGUUUUUUUUAGGCUGUAUGCAUUUAAUUAUACUUAUAAUUGGUUUUCUUUACCACUCAGUUACGUUGUGUUCAUCACAUUGUCUAUGAAAGUUUUUCACCAUUGGAAUAAGUUAACUUAUUUGUGUUAGCUUUUCUAUGUGUGUGUUUAUGCAAGUCCCUGAAAUAUACUUCACUCCGCACCGCAACAAACAGCAAUGUCUUAUUAGCAGUCAUUUUUUGUUUUUCGUCACUCGCGCUGACGUUCACUUUGUAACUCAGACAACACUAAGCACUACUCAAUGGAUAAACUAGAUAGCGCACUUCGGCAAGAUCUAUUGAAACACGGUUAUGAGGUACGUUCGUCCAGCUGUGCUUCCGUCAUUAAAACAUUGCUUCAAGAUUUAAAUAAUUUCAAAGAGCAAGCCGUAGAUAGAGAUCAUCUUCUGCGACAAAAUGUCGAAUAUUCGCAGAAUGCUAUGCAUUACAAACUACAGCUGGCCGAAAAGGAAGUCGAGCUGACGAGCAUCAAACGAGCAGCCGCUGAGGAAAAGCAGGUUUACGAUGAGCGUAUAGAGUUCUUUGAGAAACAAAUCCAGGGACUUCCCCGAAGCAGUGUCCUGCAACGUGUAUGGGAUACGGAUAUAUCUAAAGAACAUUUGAAUUUGUUGCACUACGCUGAUCGGCAGCUGCACGAGUUACAAGAAACGAAUAGAAAACUUAUCGGUGAUCUCGACAGGCAAUUUCUCCAGACCGGUGUUUUUCUGACGAAAAUAAAAACUCGCGAUAUAGAGAUUCAACGGCUGACUGAGCUAAUUAAGAGCGGUAAAGUAAGAUAUGCGGCAGGCGGAUCCGACGAUGUAAACAAUGCCCCCAGUAGCGGCCUUCAGCUGAGGCUUCUAGAAGAAAAAAAUACUGAACUUCAGCGCACUAUCGAACAACUUCGAGCUAUUCAGAAAUCUGCCGGUGUUAAGUCAAGCACUGCGUCAAUAGUGCCCGAACUCGACCUUCGAAAGCAGCUCGAACUUGCUGAAGCGGCCCGAAAAGAGCUAGCUGUAAAUGUGGACCGUUUGAACUCAAAAUGCACCUCAUUGCAGGGAGUCAUCGCUCAAUAUAAACACGAAAUUAACAUGAUUCGUAUGGAAAGGAAUGACUAUCUCCAUCAACUGCAAGAGCUCCAAAAGGAGUCGGUGGCAGCAUCCAGUUUGAUUGGCAAUCCACAACAACCUCACUACCAUUCACACGAUACCUCGACCCGACCGUUUACAUUAGGUCAGAAACGAAAUGGAUUUCUAGACGAGAACGGUAAUGACGAGAAUUGCAGGACAAAAGAGAUGCCGCACGAUAAAGCAGGCCAUCAGAAAGACACUGCGGGUCAUCGAAGAGAAGGGCACGGCAGUAGAGGUGUGCUGUGUGACGAUAACGGCGAAGAGCUCUCUAACGAAAUGCUUCUGGAAAAAGUCAGCCAGUACGAAACUAAGUUUAGUAGGCUUUCAGAAAAUUUACGCAUGUUCCGUGACGCGAUUACAAAAAAAGAUGUAGAAAUAAUUAACCUACGCGGUCAAGUCGCACUCAUCUCGAGAGCUCAGGAGGACAACGUAAAGCUUCGGAAAGAACUCGCACAUCUAGACGGCAAAUCUCGCGAAUUGAAGGCUGAAAUCUACAAACUCCGUCAGCAAAUUCGCAGCUAUACGACCCAAGCAGCAAAAGCAGCCGAAUUGGCAGCGUCGGGUGAACAACACAAGGGAGCGACAGACGCAACUGCUGCAUCAACUGUGGCUCGGGGCUCAGGAAGGACCGAAGAGAUCCCGUCAGUUCAAGCGCCCCCCCUGGUGUCUGUUGUUAAUAAGGCUACAACAACAACGGCAUCGACUGGGAAACUCAUCGCGGAUACACACGUACCUUUUUCAACCGGGUCAUCAGGCUAUACUCCUGCGAUUGGUCAGCGAGAGCAUGCGGUUGGUUUCCAGGACGCUACAGCUAGCGGAAGUGGGAGCGAAAAUGCGUCGAUGAAAGAUCAGAUCGCGUUACUCACGCACAUCGCCGAGGAAUCCAAGGCCAGAGCCAACCUGGAAGCGUUAAAAAGGAAGCAGGCCGAAAGCAAACUACAACUAUUUGAGCGAAUGCAACAACAACAGCAGGAACAACAACACCAAGAAGAACAGGCUCCGAAGAGAUUUAAAGGAACAAUUCGCAUCGGACAGAUAAACGGCGAAAUUGAACUUAGCCCCAAUGGACUGUAACCUGUAUACUACGCACGUAUUACAGGACGUGGGAAUAACCCUGAAAUCGAAGUGACACGUUAAAAGUGUGAGAGCUCAACUCCUCUCCUGUUACCCUAAUAUAGCCAAUGCGUUUUCUAUUACACAUUCUACUGGUUAUAUGCAUUUUAAUAGCAACAGGAACAUAUGAAAUACACUAGGAAUUAAAUAUCGCGGUUCUCUGCGGAGUUAAAGCAGAGAAUUCUUGCCUUCGGAGAACAACUGCAGCUAAGUGGUGAGUUUACUAUCAGUUGAACCCACUGUGGUGCCAUUUAUUGCAAAGUCUUUAUGGCACUUCGCUCUAGCGGAUAUCGUUAAUGACUGACAUUCAUUCCAGACGCCGCCUAAUGUGCAGGUAAUCGUUUCUAAGUUGCUUCAUCACGGUAUUUCUCAGAAUUAUCCAGCUGGUGAAGAUGAUUGAUACAGUUUAUUCGUAUUUGGUAAAAAUAAUUUUGAGGUUAACAGAAACAUUCGUGCUCUGUCUACUCAAUUAUCUAUAUGCACAGACAUUCUGAAAAAUACCAUAGAUGGGCUCUGAUAAGAUGCUGAAAUACGGAUUUCAUAAUCGGUAUCGUCAAAUGCGUAUUUCGUUCCAGUUUGCAUCAUUGCCGUGUCAGUAUAAUGCAUUUUAUUUGUUAGUCCGGUUUUAGGUUACGGAUAGCUGCUGGUUGAUCGCAAUCCGACGAUAAGUUGGCUAAACUUACUUAUGAUCUCAUUAAUUAACUCAUUAAUCUGAUAAUAAAUACGUGACAUACGUGGAUAAAAACGUUGUCAUUUAUACGUCCUGCCUCUAUUGGGAGUGUACUUUUCUAUUUUGUAAAAUUACGUGCAUCGCGUAAGGCGUUUCAGGGUAGUGUCUAAUGUGACAGCAUAAUAGUUUAAGUUAUGAUUGUAUUAUCUACGGGACUAUCAAAAUUCAGUGUUCCCUUUUACAAAAGGCCAUCAUAGAGAUUCUGCGUACGUAUUUGUUAGGCUAAUUGUAUGAAAUAUAGUCAUUUUUUUCGUUCUCGUCGCAGUUGGAUUUUUCUCCCCACACAUUGCGUUAUCAGGUCGUUUUUCUUUUCGGACACGGUCUAUGGCUGAGUGCUAAGUAGUACGUUUCGUUUUUAUACCGUUGCACUUGAGUAAAGCGUACUAUGAUGAAGUCUUCGUUAGCUACGAUACGGGCGAUGGUGAACACAACUGUAUCCGAAGCAUUUGUGAGUUUGUAUGCAGACAUAUGGGUGUUCAUGUGGCUGUUUCGUAACAAAAGCUUUACGCCCCACUACCAUCACUCGGGAAGAUGUGUCUCAAUGCAGUUUGCCUAAUCAAAAACCAACUCUAGCAACUCAACGUUUUUUGAAUGAAUGCUUUCUACAGGGAUCAGUUAAUGAAGUUCCUACUGGGACUCAUACACAACGUAAGCUUUUCUCUUCUAAGAGCUGGGACUUCGCUAAUGUACAGUAACACAGUAAGUACCAAUUGGGAGAAUAUUUCAAGUGGUUAGUUGUAAUGAUACUCACAGUAAUCAAGCGUAAUCGUGUGUUGAGGUGAAACACAGAUUAACAGCUCUGAUGACAAUAUAUUCCGAGGAGGGCUUGUUGUACCGUAAUUCUAACAAUUGUGUCCUUCAAAUUGUAUUAAUUUUUAGUGUUGGAUUAACGCUGUAAUACAUCCAACUCAGAGUAGCAAUGGUAAAAGUUUGCCCAAUACUGAGAUUGGCGGAGUCAUGUAAGUUGACGUAUAUCUACUCACUAUAAUACCAGUGUUUUAUAAUUGCUGUUCAUCCUACUUAGGUGUAUUUUUUGGCGGGGUCGUGGCCCGUGCCAGUUGGUCGCAGGAAUAGCGUCAUGCGUUUGAAUCAAUUUUUACUAGUUGUAAUAGUAUAAAGCGCUCUAAAGCUAAGACAUUCGAAUAGCAAUCUUACGUAAGCUGUUCGCUUUGCGUCUGAGCCCUGUCAAGCGAAGGUCGGUCGCCGCAGUCAACCGUUUGCAAUAGCACAUAAUUUUCCAAGAGAACCCUCUAUAGUUGAAAUUAACGAUGGACCGGAUUUUUUCCACUUUACUUGGUAACCUUUAACGUAAUGCUUUACGUAAAUUUAUGGGCUGUUUUCCUGCUUCCUGGAUCAUCGUUUGUUGAAGUAAAGCCCCUACGGGGUGUCAUGUCAACGAAAGCACGCUCUCUACUAAACCUAGUCAAAAGGUCGCACCGCGUUAAUGAUGUACCAGCUGCAAGACGCUUUUUUCUAAUCCUUAAAUCUGAUAGGAGUAUACAAUAGAUUAAUUUGGCUUUCUUUUCUAAUAUGCUUUUACGAUAGUACUGACAAGUUUGAUUCGGACUUAUAUUCUUAGCCUGGUACUGUGCGACCAAAAAAAGGCCGAACUAGCGAAACGCGUGAACGUGGAACAACAUUUUUGCUAUCACUAUGGCAGUAGUGCUAUAUAAUGUUACGAUCAUGACUUAUUGGACUAACCAAUAAAUAAAACAUUUCAUCCUCAGUGGUAUGAACAUUGCAGUCUUUAGAAAUAAACAAAUCUCUUACGAUUUGUUGUUUAAAAUCUACAGUUUCCCAGGUUACGUACAGUAAUUUCAAAACUUUGAAUACCUGAUGCGCUCAUGUGGAUUAUUCGCGCUUCCGAGUUAUGGAUCAAAGCAAGGUGUAAACAUGUAUAAUGAAUGGUCAUUUCUUGCUGGGCAAGUCAGUACGUUUGCUAAUUAAAAAAUACUUAUAGUAAUAGAUUGCUUUUUAACUAUGUUGCCUUUCAAGCAUCGUCAGGAUACCCCACGCAUGGUUUCACUGCAAAGGAAAUGUGUAGAUCAAUUGAAGCUUUUAUCUUACUUUAAUUAAGUAAUCUAUGAGUAUCCCAAGUUACUGUUGAUAUAAAGUGAUUAGAAGGUAGCUGGUACGUGAGCCUUCAUAUCGUAUAUGGCAUAUUGUUGUCGUUAUAGAUAAUUAGUGUAUGCAAUUUCAAUUUAAAACAUCAUUAAUUAUAUGCUGUUUAAAAAAUGCAGGAGGCGUAUUUUGGCAUUCGAAUUUAGAUUUUUCGAGACUGAGCGGAGUUUUCCUAUUAAUUCACACCAUGCUACUCUAGUAAAAGCUUGGUUCGAAUUAAUCUCACAUACGACUAUAUUAACAUAUGCGAUACUGUGUAAAUUACAAGCUGUUUUUAAAGUCUUCUUUUUUGAAUGCCGUCUAUCCUUUUUUGUAUCGGAUUAUCCUUCCGCCACAUCUUCUUUCUGUGGCUAUCUGCUUAUAUCAUUUAUAUCAAAUGCCCCAAGAGAAGCUUGCUGUCAGAGUAAUUGUGUUAGUUUAAGCGAGAUCAGCUUCACUAACCGUUUCGAAUUCAAAACAUGAAGAACCAAAAAGACAUAAACGAUAUUCAAUAUGAAAGUUUGAAGGCAGGUCAAGCAGGACCACAAGCGUUAAUUUUGUUGAUGAUCUUGAAAUAUGACCUUUAAAAAAACAGGUGACGUAACAUGGUGGACAUAAGGCAAGUGUAUUAUCUUGAUAUAACAAAGUAUAACUCACGCUGUCUGGGGUAAAACGCAAAAAAGCGACUUGAAUGAUGAAAAUAAUAUAACCCUAUCCCACGAACACGAAUGUGAUGCUGGACUAUUUAAGUUUUAAACGAGUGAAAGUGACUGGAUGAAUUAAUUAUUUUGAAGUGUAUAUGGAGUUUCACAGUAAUCAUUGUAUCUUUUUGUCUGGAAGACAUCACCAUCUUGCUGACGCUGUUUUCUCGCUUGUGGAGCAAUUACUUGAAUUCUCAGUGUGUUAUCUUCAGGGCUUCAUCUUGCAUGCGUCUGCUAGAUUCAUUUUUCAUGCGGCACGAUAUCUGUACAGUCUCUGCACGAUUCCGCUAAUGUUGUCUUGGUAGACUUCAAAUUCCUCUUGAGUUGGGCACUUGAAAUAGAAAUUAUUCCAUAGAAAUGAUGCCCCUUCGUGGCAUAAUGUUGAGAAAUUUGUUAAGGCUAGGUCAAUGAUCCAGGAUACGGACUAAUACGCAGUAUUAUCAGAAAGAGGUAGAUAACAUGUGCUAUAAGUGUUUUCCCAUAUGCAACAUCGGGUCUUUAUAAAGGUGUCUGAAUUUCAUGGUCGCACCACUGCUAAAGAGCGUACAACGAGAGAAUCACUUACCUCAAGUUUUUUUUUCUCAACUAUUUUGCAAUUACUCAAUUUGGUUUGACAGAUUAUGUAUUUAGUCAUGGUAAUGGCGUAGUUUGUAUCGAGUAUGCGCGUUAACUUGACACACACUUAGUAGUCUGGAUUCGAACUUAAGCGUGAACACGGGUCACAUCGUGUUGUAAGCCAACUUUCUGGUGAAAUAGCUAAUAUACCAAAAUUACUAAGUUUAAUUAAAAAGGUAAAAUAAUUUAAGCAUGUAAUAAUGUUCUAGCAUACAGAUUUCUGUUAAAUGUAUAAGUUGCGUACAAAUAUUUACUAAAUAUUGCAGCGACGUUUAGGAAGUGGUAGAAUCUUGUUAUUCGAAGUAAUUGUCGAAAACGAAUGCUUUUUAUAUGAAAUAAAGCACGUUUCUUUGCAAAAACAUUUUGCUAAAUUAUUGUCACACCUGUUAAGAAGAUGCUGUGCCAUUA